AUGCCGCACACAGUCUCACAGUCUAUUGGAGAUCCCAUUCCCAACAACACCGAACACGCAGUCUCGGUGACCCUGCCCACUUGGGAAGCCACCGUUGGCUACGAAGAAGGCCAGGCAUGGGUGGUCUCCAAGAUGACUUCGGGAUAUCCGCGGUUUUUCAUUCAUUCAAAGAUUCAGGCCCUUGCCAAGUUGUUGGAGGAUACUUAUGGAAAGGGCCAGGAUGAAGAAAGAGUCAUGAUAUUCCCUACCUACGAUGUUGCUAAGCGGUGCAGAGAGUUCAUCAAACGCCGCUCCCAAUCGCCAAAGUGUCAGGUUCGCAUUCUGCAAUUAAGCACUCCUGGGCCCAAAGAUGACGUAGAAGCCAGCUACCGAGUCGAGGCAAAUAUCAGUGCUGUUUUUUUCACUGCGUCCGAGUUUCCAGUCGCGAAGCAGUACUGGCAACACUCUGGAGAAGGUAUUUCAUCUAGACUGGGAGAAUACUGUUUGCAGGAGUUGAAAGGACUGGAGGAAGCUAAGAGAAAAGAAGAGGAACUCGCCAGUAGCAGAAGGACUAGCAGGAAUUCCAGACUUUCGACAUCUUCUGUGGCAGAGCCUACGGACGAGUAUUCCACCUUCAUCGAAGAGAGAUUUGGAAGAAACUUGGAUCUCAGAUUCAGUAAGGAAGCAAAGUUACUCCUAAGAAAGAGAAUCGCAGGAAAUGUUUCCGAAGUUGAGGAUUCCCCAAGAGGAGCCAUGCAAUUUUCAGAAGACGACGUUUACCUCUAUCCUAGCGGCAUGGCUUCCAUCUUCAAUGCUCACCAGAUCCUUCUCCAUACCUCAGAGCUCAAAGAUGAAAAAUCGGUAUGUUUUGGGUUCCCAUAUGUUGACACUCUCAACAUCCUGAGAAAGUGGGGUGCCGGAGUCCACUUCUAUGGUUUUGGGGAUGACGAGUCUUUGGAUGAGCUAGAACACAAGUUGGAGCAAGGCGAAAAGAUUAUGGCACUAUUCUGUGAGUGCCCUUCCAAUCCACUUUUGAAAACUCCAAAUUUGCCUAGAAUCAAGCAGUUGAGUGACAAGUACGGAUUUGCGGUCGUUAUUGACGAGACCGUAGGUAACUUCUUAAACAUACACGUUCUGCCAUACGCAGACAUGGUUGUUUCGUCUUUGACUAAGGUUUUCAGUGGAGAUUCCAACGUCAUGGCUGGAUCGCUGGUUCUGAAUUCCGAGUCCAAAUUCUACAGCGUGCUGAAGGCCUAUAUGAACGAGAACUUUGAGGACUUAUUCUGGGACCAAGACGCGAUAUAUCUUGAAAGAAACAGUCGUGACUUCGAAGUGAGGUCUUCCAAAAUCAACGAGAACGCUCUCGAGGUGUUGAAGUUAUUACAGUCUUCGCCUCUGAUCUCGCAAGUAUUCUACCCGUCCUUGAGCGUCUCGAAAAAGUACUAUGACGCCAUAAAGACCAAGACCGGUGGCUACGGUGGUUUGGUCUCUUUCGUGUUCAAGGAGCAGGUAGACGCGGUUUGCUUCUUCAACCAAGUUGCCCUUUCGAAGGGUCCUUCUUUGGGCACGAACUUCACUCUCGCUUGUCCAUAUGCCAUUCUUGCACACUUCAACGAGCUGGAGGAGGUAGAGAAGUGGGGAGUGGACAGAAACCUGGUGAGAAUGAGCAUUGGCCUCGAGCCCACUCAGGACCUGUUGGAAAUUCUACAGAAAGCACUAGACAGCGCUCUUGAGCAGCAUCAAUAA
Molecule: messenger RNA, 1725 nt
Organism: Kuraishia capsulata CBS 1993
Lineage: Eukaryota; Fungi; Ascomycota; Pichiomycetes; Pichiales; Pichiaceae
Exons: 1
Coding region: 1-1725 (574 amino acids)
Biological process (GO): transsulfuration
Molecular function (GO): pyridoxal phosphate binding; cystathionine gamma-synthase activity
Source: RefSeq, a predicted model, not a curated record